Messenger RNA from Phasianus colchicus (ring-necked pheasant), 3703 nucleotides. RefSeq lists its product as uncharacterized. NCBI's taxonomy places the organism in Eukaryota, Metazoa, Chordata, Aves, Galliformes, Phasianidae. The record is from RefSeq and is a predicted model, not a curated record.
AGAGUUCCUGCAAGGAGCCAUGGAGCGCUGUGGCACUGCUAGAUUCCGAAAUCCGGAUGCAUUUCCGAGCAUCGUGGGGAAGAGCGGAAAGCUCCAACCCAGAGGACAGAAAGCUGGAGCAGGAGGUAGCGGGCUGCUGGACCUCCCACUCGGGGUCAAAAUCCCUGUGCAGCCUGGCACCAAGCAUGUCUUCUGCAGGACAAAGCUGGGGGAAAAGCUUCACCAGCCUUCUCCUAAUUUUGAUCUGGGAGAUCCAUACUGUCGCCAUCUGCGCACAGAAUACAACAGCCUGCAUGACCCACAUCUGCAGGACUACCACAAGCGCAGGGCCAACCUGCAGAACCUGAAGAACAGGGGCCUUGUCACCGAGGAUGGCAAAGUUGUCUGCACUCUGAAAGAGUUCAAUGAGUACAGGCAGUACCUGACCAGGCUGAAGCUGGAGCAGGAGAAAAUAGAGAGGCAAAAACAGGACAGGUUUCUUCAGGAGCUAUCCAACUUGAAGAAAGCUGUCCACAGACCAAUGGCAGACACUGAUGAGCUCCUGCCUGGUCCUGUGGAUUACAUUGUGGGUAAGGAAGCCAGGCCCAUGAAGCCUCACAGACCAGCUGGCCCUGCUCCUUCAGGCCAUAAUCUCCAGUCUGGCCAACACAGAAGAAGGAAUGUGGCUUUGAUGAAGCACGAACCUCAGGGAGACUCACUGAGCACAGGACGUGCAAUGAAGCUCCCUGAGAAGCUGCCUAAACCUGAGUUGGGCAGGGAAGGCUCCAAACUCCACAGAAGCAUCCAUUCUGUUGCUGCCUCAAAAACAAAACCGCAGUUCCCUGGACAUUGUGAAUUCAGAGCGAUGUCUGAAAAACAAGCAGAGAGACAUCAAGAGGUGACGGGGACUCUGCUGAAAGAAGUAACAGAGAAGUUGAAGGCACUGGAUCGUCCUGUCUGCUCCUCAAGGAGGGCUCCCCAAAAGAGCAGUCAGAAAGUGUUUAGAAGUGCCAAAAGAGCAGAGCCUUCAAAGAUGCCACAUUUCACUCAUGAGCAGGAAAUGGCAUUGCUGGCUUGGGAUGUUGCAGGGAGAAUACUGAAGCAAGCUUGGAAGUAGCAUUCAUUUGAAUCCAGCACAGCCAGUGCACCUGAGCCAAGGCCAGCAGCCAGGCUGUGGGAGCAGUCCAUCACUGGAAUAACUUUCAAAACAGGAAAAGCAGAGUAUGUGAAGCCUCUGACAAAGCAUCCUCGCAGGCUUCCAUUCACAAAGUCAUACUAGAAGCUGCUGGAAGUGUUUGGAACAUGUUGCAAUCCUUUGUAGCUUCUCAGUCUGAUCAAGACUCUGGCUGCAAAUAUUCUGAAAUCAUUGAGCUACUCAUCAACCAUCUCUCUCAGAGGCAGCUGCAGCCAUCCCAGGUGCCUCUGUCAUGGCAAAGCAGGACAGAAGGACGAGGCUCAUCAGAAGAGCAGAGCCCAGCAACAAGCCAGAGAGAAAAGCAGCCCGUGAUCCAACCAAUGCCGGCACCGCCGGCACCUUUCCCUCCCAGGGGCACGUGCCAUGGCCAUGCUGCUGACGUCUCUCACCGGAGUCACAGCAUUUGUCAACAGUUUAUGGGAUGUUUCGGCUUCAUUCUAUGACUAGUGGGGCUGGGGGACCUACGGAUCCAUGCCCUGGGAAAGGGAAAAGGGAAAACAAGGGAAAAUCAGUAGAGAGAGGUGGACCAAAAAACAGGAACAGGUGACAAUCUGAGGAGAAACGAAUUACUUUACUGAAUAUCAGAAUGCAAGAUAACACACUAUAGUACAAUAAAUACCAUAUAAUUAAAAUUGGAGCUAAUAAAUCUAAUAAAAAAACAAGAGUGUUUGAAAACCAAAGUCCUUACUCUAAUGCUGAGGCGAGACAAUCUUGGGAGCUCAUAUGCUGCCGAGAUCAACAAGGAAAGGCAAGGUCAAAUGAUCUACAAAUGGCUUUUGUCUUGCGCUCUGAGCAGAAACGGUAACAGAUCAGCAAACAGUCCUCUGGGGGAUGUAGUUCUUCUGUUCUGGGACCGGUACCUGGAACUGGAGCAUCAAGUCUUAAACUCCCAAUGCACCACAUGAUGUUACGAUGUGGAUUAUCGAUAAUCAAAAAUCAUAAAACCAUGACGGCACUGUAGAGGACAGCAUUGAAAACGCUGUCUCCACAGUAGAGCAGGAGGAGCAAGAAGAAUUGCUUCUUAGGCAUGCCAAAUCCGUUGUCACUGAAGUAGUUUUAAGAGCAGAGAAAACUGCAGAGAAUGAGGAAAGGCAUUAAGCUCAGCGUUGUCUGCCAACACCACGGCAUCUGGGACAGUGGGCUCCGUAUCAGAGCAGAGCUCUAAGGCUCAGGCAGCACGUGGGCUACAACUGAGCUCCGGGAGGCCUGCUGACAAAGAGCCCUGCCCACGAGGUGGCAAGGAAAGCCGUCCCUCUAAGGACCUCCAAAGCUCACCUGAUCUCCUGCCACCCAUCCAGUGUGGCUCUGGGCAAGCUGCUCCUGGCAUGCCAGAAGACCUUCAGAAGUCCCUGGAUUGCAGCUCUUCCACACCCAUGUGGGAAACCGAAACAGAGCAGAAUCCAGGGAGCACUGCCAGCACCUUUCCCUCCCAGGGGCGCAUGCCAAGGUCAUGCUGUCGGGACCCAAAAAACUCAGAGCACCUCCUCUAAGCCCAUAGUAAAAAUUUAACAGCCACAGUGCUUGCUUGUGCCAAUAUUUAUUCAAUCCUGGCCAUGCUGUGCUUGUGGAUUUUCCCUGUGUUCUGUUCUCUCCUCUGUCUGCCUCCUCCAGCCUCCAUCAGGCUGAGAUCCAGUGUUAACAGACCAUUGGAACUAGCGAGGGGUGAAGUGGCUGCAGAGAAGGACCUGGUGGCCAAAAAGCAGGACAUGAGCCAGCAGUGUGCUCCUGCAGCCAAGUGCAUCCUGCGCUGCAUCAACAGAGAGGUGGCAGCAGGCAGGGAGGGAACCGUCCUACCCUGCUUUGCCCUUGUGAGUCCCCACCUGCAGUACUGCAUCUAGGCCUGGGGCCCCCACUGCAAGAAGGAGGAGGAGCUGUUGGAGCAGACUAAACUGCAAGUUAUCUGCAUGUGCAGAGAACUGAGCAUUAGUCGUGCAUCCCGGCAUGCAGAUCUUCUAGGUUAAUACAUCACCAACCACCAGGUGUGGAGUUCCCACGUCACCAAAUUCAGUUUCCUUCUGGGCAAAGUGUGGGAAAUGCCUCCUGGACGUGUGCUCUAGGGACAGCAAGCAUUCAUAUUCAUUAUUCUUGUCCAGACCCAUAGUACCAGUUGCUUUGUGCUGGACUUAGACUGGUUACAGCUUUUCUAGAGCUCCAUAUUCCCACUUUAAGCUAACUGAAAGCCUAUUGCUCCGCUGCUUGUUGCAGAGAAGGAAGCCUCUGAAUGAUUCAUGGCUGCUGCUACGGCACUAAUUUCAUAUUAGUCUGUUAAUACGCCUACCACACAUAUAAAGGGCUUUAAAUGUGACGUAUGUUAAUAAUUCUGGUACUGAAUUACAAAUUUAUAAUCAGGUUCUCCCUGCCUGAACACAGAGCUGCCCUGUCCCUCUUUUCACAUCCCACAGCUCCUAGGAAACCCUGGGGAAUUUCGCUGUGGGCUGCUCCAUGCUCCAGACAUUGGUCUUGUUAAGGAUCUGAGUGUUGGCAUGCUUACUUAUUUGUCCAGGAAAAAUAAUAUUAGAACAGGCUCUU